UCCUGUGUUUACAGAUUUUUAGACCGUAAAGUAUCGACACUACAGUUCCCCCUAAAAACAGAAUCUAAAGGAAUUCAACCGAAAUAAGUUUCAAACGGAAUGUAUUAACCUACAACAAAAAAAAUUUAGGUGUUCAGAAUCCAAAUACACGCCAGAAAACAAACUUUUUUCAUGCUGAAAUAGAAAACUUUUCGGUCAUUACCCCCGGUCAAUACUUCAUUAUUUUUCACUCAGAAGAUGGUGGAUUAUACGUACGAUGAUGACGGUAACCCAGUGCGUCGUUUGAAUGAAUGCUAUGAAGAUGCGUUCUCUGAUACCGAGGAUCUGAUCAACCCGUUCGUUAUUAAGGGGGAUGGAUUUGAUGUCACUCUGUCCCUGGCGCGUGGUAUGAUCAGCUGGACCACAGUCAGCCCUAAAGUGAAGAAAAGCAAGAUACCACUCCCAGGAACAGCCACAAUCUCCAAGGGAACAGUCGACCUUCCUCUCAAGGACAUAUACGGGGUCCAGAUCAAACGGAAGAGGGUCAAAGGUCAGGUGGAGGGGGAGGGGCUGUGUCAGGGGUUCACAGUGUACACCUAUUAUCAAUUUGGACCAAACUGCUGGAAGGAUCUAAUUAUAGAUUUUGAACAUCCUAGUGAAUCCCUGUGUAACAAGUAUUAUGAUGGGAUCUAUUCAUUUAUUAAAGAUUUUCCGGGAAGACCUCACUCCCUGAAGUUUUUUAUGCAGACCCAUGCUGGGGCUCGGACAGGAAGUCAGCUGUACAGAAGUCGGAUCUUACCGAUGCUCCGAGCUGCUAAUCUCAGCGUAGACUUUCUGGAAAUACAGCAUUCAGAGCAUGUGAAACAAGAAAUGAUCCACAUCAACAUUGAUGAUUAUGAUUGCAUGGUAGCUAUGGGUGGUGAUGGGACCGCCUCUAAGGUUGUGUCGGGGUUAAUAACGGCAACACAGACCAGGAACGAUGUAGAAAUACGACAGGGUUUUACCCCCUCUAGACCAGCCAUGCCUGUCGGAAUUAUUCCCACCGGAACCACCAAUCACAUCGCUCGUUCUGUCAUGGGUUUGGCUGAUCCCAUCACUGCUGUUCUGUAUAUACUAUUGGGUUACAGUGUACCAGUAGAUGUGUGCUCUGUGUUCAGUGAGGAUAAGCUGGUUAGGUGGAAUUUCGCUUGCCAGUAUGGGUUCGGUGCAAAUGCCCUCAGAUAUGCCAAUAAUUUCCGCCAUAAUCUCCUUCCCAAGAGUAUAGAUGCUGCCAUUUAUAAAGCCUCGUCUAAAAAGAAACUUUUACCCUACGAUUGUGAUAUUGAAUACAUUCCUGCAGAAGAAAGACCCAAGGACUGCGAUCAAACUGCAUGUUUGCGGGGAUGUACGGUUUGUUGGACAGAGGAUGUUAAAGAAGAAGAUGAAGUAGAGGAAUGUUUAGUGCAGCCAUUUAAUGAUCUCAAUACCUCCAACACCAGUGACACAUUUGUAGAUUUGUCUAAGGAUGAGAGUCCGUGGAAGGUGUCUAAGGGUUCAUUCCUACAGGUGGGGCUGUUUUCUAUCCCCGCCCGGAGCGAGUUGGCCCCCGAGGGACUCAGUAAAUUCUCACACCUGAACGACGGCUGUAUGGAGCUAGUGCUCAUCAAAAACAUCAACAGGAAGGACUUCAUACGUUUUCUUAAACGUCACGGAAACUCCAAAAACCAGUUUGAUUUUCCAUUUGUGGAGGUGAUCCGUGUCAAGGAAGUUAAAUUUCGUCCCCGACUCCCCACUGGCUGGAAACACACGGACCGUAAAUUUCAUGAAAUCCAGUACAGAAUGUCUAAGCUUGAACGCCAGGCAUCGAAAGGAAGUCAGAUCCUGGAAAUCGAUGACAGCGAUGAUGAUAAGGACAAUGUCAGUGAGCUGAGGAACCCGUUAGAUGACAUGAGUGAUAUAGAAUCAGAUGAAGAUGAGGAUUUUAAGGGAUCAAGUAACAGUGGGAGUAGAAAGAGCUCUGCAGGAAGCAACAAGAGUUCUGAACAGAAACAAUACAUAAAUAACAACAACGUCAUCGUAAACUCGGCUCAUCAGGACCGUAAUCUCGUCGGCCCGCAGUACCGCAUGACCUUCGCUGACAUGGACCGCAUGAAGCGUAAAAAUAAACAGAUUAAAAAGGAAGAGAAGGCAAAGGCGCGCGAGGAGAGACAUCUCCGUACAAAGUGGAAUCUGGAUAACGAGCUAGUGGAUAAAUAUGAAUUGGACUUCAGAGUUCACCACGGCCUGAUUUCCUUGUGUGGGAGGGGCAUCACUCCUGGUUCUGUGUUCCAAGAGGUUGGCUGCCUACCGCUGGCCAGAUGAUUGACAGCUCCAGUCACCAUGGAUACUUCCAGAUCUUGGUCUUCUAAGCGUUUUACAGUAUUGCAUUUUUGCAUUAAGAGAUUAAUCACUCUGUAGAGUCAUACAGCAUUUAAAUCAGCUCCAAUGUUUAAUCAUCACAAUCAAACUUUACAUGGACCUAUAGUGUAUACAUAGGAUUGUACUGGCAAUUUUAUGCAAUGGAGACCUAUUACUCAAUUUUAAUUAUUAUUGUAUGACAGUGCUUCUAUUGUAUAUGUUACAAGCAAUGUGUUUUCACAUUCUGUAGGAAUAAUGUUUCCAUUCUCAGAAAAUAGUUUUCAUUCUUUCGUUGCAGAUCUUAUUUAUAAAAUUGACAUUAAUACAUUAAAGUUUGCAACCCUUUGGAUGUAAACAGAAUUUGUAUAAGUUACAUUCAAAAUGUUUAUUUGCUCAAGGAAGUUCUAGUGUCAAAAUAUUUAAGUGUAAGCAGUAUUAUUUUUAAUAAUAACAUGAACUAAUUAGAUCUAGGUAUCUAUUUCUUAGGCAACUGAAUAAUUUUGCUGCUUUUUGGUCUAAAAGCAUGAGAUGGUACAGUGUACCGUGAUUUAAACUGUCAAAUAUCAAAAUCCUGAUAGAAAUAACUAGUAGAUAACAAUUUCAGUUUGUGUGUGCACUUUAUGUGGAAUAAUACAUAAGUCUGAAGAAGAAGUGAAUGUUUCAAUGUUUAACAUUGUUUUAUAUGCUUUGUGUGAUAUUCAUUUAAUCAUAUCACUUACUCACACCCUCCUUCCAUUUUGUUUCUAA
This is a messenger RNA of Saccostrea cuccullata (small rock oyster), 3102 nucleotides long. Its product is annotated as ceramide kinase-like protein. The transcript is spliced from 13 exons. The record is from RefSeq and is a predicted model, not a curated record. Gene Ontology annotation, molecular function: ceramide kinase activity. NCBI's taxonomy places the organism in Eukaryota, Metazoa, Mollusca, Bivalvia, Ostreida, Ostreidae. Gene Ontology annotation, biological process: ceramide metabolic process; phosphorylation. Bases 238 to 2319 code for a protein of 693 amino acids.